GAGGACUUGAGCAAGAUUAUACAACAGGAGUUUGGUGCUUUUAAAAUGCAUUGCACAAAACACCAAGCAGUCAUCAACUCCAUGUUAGCAUCAUUAGCCUCACCACAAGUUGAGAUGGAGUAUCUGUCCAUGUGACCACCAGAACCCAACAGGAUGACUGGUCUUCUUACUCUCUGCCUUCUCCUCGCUGCAGAUAUUGGCAGUUUAGCAGCUGGUUAUUUAACUGUCACCACUGAGCCCCUGCCUCCUGUUGUCAUCGGAGACACAGUAACCCUCAAGUGCAAUUUCCAAACUGACGGCAGCCUCCGAGAGAUUGUGUGGUUUCGAGUGAACACGCAGGUGAUAGAAGGAGGCACUGCCAAGCAGAAAAUCUUUACCUAUGAUGCCAUGUACAACACCAAUAUCUCCCACACUGAAGAUCAUCGUCAGCAAAAGGCCCUAGUAUACCAGUCAACUGUCCGGCUUCCUGAAGUCCAAAUGGAUGAUGACGGCCAUUAUGAGUGCCAUGUAGGGAUAUAUGACAAGGCCUCCCAAGACAAGGUGGUUCUUGCUUCUGGCAGCAUCACGCUCACUGUCAUAGCCCCUCCAAAGUCUAUCUCAGUGGUGGCGGCAGACAGCCCUGCUCCUUUCAGCCGCUAUGAGGCCCAGAACUUCACUCUGGUUUGCAUUGUUACAGGAGGAAAGCCAGCUCCAAUGGUAUACUUUAAGCGGGAUGGUGAGCUUAUUGAAGCGGUGCCCUCUGCCCAGUCAUCUGUCACCAUAGGAGGAGACCUAAGCAAUGUCCCAGGCCUGGGAAAGAACCAGGGCAGACAUCAAGCAGGACUCCGGAGUUCCCAGCAACUCAGCAGUCGGGACCUGGAUGACACCAAGCUUCAGAGGUCCCUGUCUCUACUGGAGCACGAAGCAAAGCCAGCUCGGCUUGGCCAGCAUAGCCCUGAGGAGGAGCAGAAAGGGAAAAAAGAGAUAGAGUCAGACCCAGCAGGCCCGACCACCGAGGUGAUUCCUGAGACCGUGGUGAGCCGGGAGUUUCCCCGGUGGGUUCAGAGCACUGACCCACUCUACUACUUCCAACACCGUCAGCAGGUGGCUAGUGACGGCACCAUGGAGGUGAGAGCCAUGCUGACAUGGAGUCUCAACCCCCAGCUGGACAACGAGGCUUUGUUCAGCUGUGAAGUCAAGCACCCAGCCUUGUCCAUGCCCAUGCAGGCAGAGGUCACACUGUCUGCACCUAGAGGGCCUAAGCUGUCAAUGAGCCCCAGCAAGGCCAAGGUGGGAGACACUAUCCGCAUCGCUGUCCAGGGCUUCCAGAACGAGGUGUUCCCUGAACCACUGUUCACCUGGACCAUGGUGGGAGGACCUCUGCUGGAUGGCAGAGAGGAGCAUAAUGGAAGGGAACUCAUCUUGGAGCGAGCUCCUGCUGAGCUCAAUGGCUCCAUGUUCCGCUGCACGGCCCAGAAUCCUCUGGGCUCCAGUGAUACCCAUACCCGCCUCAUUGUAUUUGAGAACCCAAGACUUAAGAAAGGAAAGGAACAAUUUCUCGCCACAGAUGCAGCGUGUCGUCACAAGUCACUUGGAUUAACCUCCGUUUUGCUGCUGCUGACUAUAACAUCAGGACUGACGUGACCAAUCUAGGAAACUCUGCUACUCUUCCACUCAUGCUUUAUCCCACACCUACUGGUGGCACCUACUGUAAAAUAACCCCUUGGCAGUUCUGCAGUUACAGAAGGAUGCUCCCAAUAGAUUAGUUAAACCUCCACCCAUCUGUCUGCAGCAUUCAGUACUGCCAGAACAUUCAAGAUGUAGAAGGAUAUCAACCCUUGACAGGAGAGAGACAGCCCGCAGGCUUGAGAUUUCUUAGGGCUGUGCUAUGCAGCAAGAAGAAACGUAGGCCAGAAACACACAGGAAACAUCACAUCAAGUAAGCCUGGAUGUUAGCCUGGAUCCAGCCCUCGUAAAUCAUCAUGCCCACUUUUUCUCAGUUACAUGCUGAUUGCUGUGAUGUGGAAGUGUUCUCAUUCCCGGGGGCAGAUUUGAUUAGAAUCUGUGAAAGAUGCCUGAUUGGUCGAUAAAUUCUCACAUGACACCUUCACAGUGUGCUGUGAGAAGUAAACAAACGUGGCAGCCUCCUUGAAGAGUUGUGAUGUGGCCGACAGCUAAAUUUGGUGUUUUCUUCUUUUCUCAAUAAACAUUAUUGCACUGAGAAAUUAAAAGACAAACAGUUAGCUAGUCUAAAAGUUCAUGUUGCAGCAGUGCCUGAUUAUGCAAUUAGUUAACUCACUAUGAUUGGUUUAAUGCUGAUCAAUGGCCUCGGUCGGUAGGAGGGACAAGCAUUGACUUUAGUUAAUCAUCUCUGACAGAAUCAUGGCCAGAGCCAACUGAAUUAAAGAGUGAUUCCUUGAAACCCCACCACUUCA
This is a messenger RNA of Myripristis murdjan (pinecone soldierfish), 2414 nucleotides long. RefSeq names its product immunoglobin superfamily, member 21b (gene igsf21b). The transcript has 11 exons. Gene Ontology annotation, biological process: homophilic cell-cell adhesion; heterophilic cell-cell adhesion. Gene Ontology annotation, cellular component: adherens junction. The record is from RefSeq and is a predicted model, not a curated record. NCBI's taxonomy places the organism in Eukaryota, Metazoa, Chordata, Actinopteri, Holocentriformes, Holocentridae. Bases 154 to 1623 code for a protein of 489 amino acids.